AUGGCGACCAGCAAGAAAGACAUAAAGCACGCCACGGCUCAGGCCAAGUUAUCGGAAGACGAGGCUCUGAGGGUGAGCUACAAAGCCGGAACGCCCAUCGAGGGUGGCAAGAUCGCCGAUUCUCAGCCGGUGAAUCUAUUUUCCGGCGCCGGUCGUAUUGCAACCGCGCAACGGGAAGAUGAUGACGAACGGCGUGUUAUUGCCGACUCGAAGCCUGUCCAUCUUUUUACCGGCGUCGAGAAAGGUGAGGAAACUAGGGAGUGA
This is a messenger RNA of Striga hermonthica, 264 nucleotides long. The record is from the annotation of a GenBank genome assembly. Lineage: Eukaryota; Viridiplantae; Streptophyta; Magnoliopsida; Lamiales; Orobanchaceae.